Molecule: messenger RNA, 3378 nt
Organism: Scylla paramamosain (green mud crab)
Lineage: Eukaryota; Metazoa; Arthropoda; Malacostraca; Decapoda; Portunidae
Product: ammonium transporter Rh type B-like
Exons: 10
Coding region: 1610-3094 (494 amino acids)
Biological process (GO): ammonium homeostasis; ammonium transmembrane transport
Cellular component (GO): plasma membrane
Molecular function (GO): ammonium channel activity
Source: RefSeq, a predicted model, not a curated record
AGAGAGAGAGAGAGAGAGAGAGAGAAAGAAAGGCACACAAGUUCUAAGAGGGUCCGGAGUGAAGGGUAAGGCUAGAAAACCUCUCAUCCAAAAUUCAGUGUUGUGAUGGAGCGGCGGCCACACAUCGACCUUCACAUUCCCAAAAAAAUACACUCUUACCCUCACGAGGCGGAGAAGCCCUCAGAGUGCGGGCGUCCGGCACUGGUGGAGCACGGUGGGCGCGAGCUGCUGCCUUUGUUUUUUUUAUUAUCUAAGCAUCCACCUGUGUACUGAUUCCCUUAACAAAGCAUCCAACUGUCUAUUGUGCGUUCAAAAUGUUUAGAAAUUUAGAUCAAUUCUAAUCGGAAGUAAAGUGACUUUUUGCACUCUGUUCAUUGCCACAUUUAUUUUAUACUAAUAUUUUUUUUUUUUCUGGGAAGUAUUAAAGAAGUAAUUUACUCACACCAAACCUUUUGUAAGCCUCCGCGGAUUUGCGCUAACGCUAACAAAUGUCGCAAAGAUAACUCAACAGCCAAACAGAGACCGCGAUCCUACGCUAUUAAGAACGAAAGGAGUUCACGAAUAUGCCUGUGUUAGCAAACCAAGCAAGUUGUUUUCUUCGUGGUUAUUCUUACGAGUACUUAGGCAAGAGUAAAGCGUACUGUAUUUGUACAUUUGAGAAGCUGGCGCCGUGAAAAACACUGCGGUCCGAACGAUAAAAUAUCUCUUGUAAUCUUGUGGAGUCUCAUUUUACGGAAGCGACCGGCUGUGUUUUGUAUAAUUUGAGCGUAAAAUUUGGUGGCUUGGGUCAAACUGCGCCGUUAUCCGCAAGCAGACUGUUUAGCACAAAAUUUCGUGUUUUUUUUUUACAAAUUACGAGUAUGUCACCGUUCAUGCCAGCAAAGCAGACAAUCGAGCGUGAAGUUUCGAGUCUUGUGUCUAACUAACUGCGUCGCCGUUCAUACCAACAAACAUUCGUUCAUAAAACCUCGAGUCUUUGGUCAGACUGAGUCAUCAUCCUCGUCAGCAGACAGUCUAGCAUAGAAUUUCUCUUCGUUCAAGUUACGUCACCAUUCAUGCCAUAAAACAGUCACGCUUAAAAUUUCGCGUCUUCGUUGAAACUGCGUCACUGUCCAUGCCAGCAGACAAUUGCACAUAAAAUUUCUCGUCUUGUCAAACUGAUAUCGUAAAAAAGUGUAAAAUCUCGCGUCUUCGUUCAAAGCAAAAUCUCACGCCUUGGUUCAAAGUAUGUCACCAUCCACGCCAGCAAAUAGUCGCGCUUAUAUCUCGCGCCUUCUUUCAUAGUUAGCCAUAAAAUCUCUCAUCUUCUAUCACACCACGUCACCGUCCACGCCAGCAAAUGGUCGCGUUUAUAUCUCGCGUCUUCGUUCAUAGUUGGCCAUAAAAUCUCUCAUCUUCUAUCACACUUCGCCACCGUCCACGCCAGCAAAUAAUCGCGCUUAUAUCUCGCGUCUUUCAUAGCUGCCCAUAAAAUCUCGCGUCUUGAGUCACACCUUGCCGACGUCCAUGCCAGCAGACAGUCACGCUUAAAAUCUCGCAUCUUUGUUCAAAGUAAAAUCUUUCGUCUUCUGUCACACCUCUCCGCCGUCCAUGCCCGCGGACAUUCGAGAUGGUGAGUCUGGUGGAGCGCGUGGGCUGGUUCGCCAUCUACGGCACCACGAUCCAGUCGGUGCUGCUGCUGCUCUUCAUGGCCUUCGUGCAGUACAGCAACGUCCCCGGCAGGACACUAACCAACCACACGGGAGCCGCGGAUGUCAGCAGUGAUGCGGGGCUCGACGUGUACCCGAUGGUUGGGGACGUACAGGUGAUGAUCCUGGUCGGGUUUGGCUUCCUGAUGACCUUCCUGCGUCACUACGGCCACUCCGCCCUGGGCCUCACGCUGCUCCUCACCUCCCUCGCCCUGCAGAUCACCCUACUCUUGGAAGGCGUCUCCAGCACCACCGCCAACGGCACCAUCACCAUCACCAUCCACAGUUUACUGAACGGUAACUUCGCCAGCGCCGCGUGUCUCAUCUCCCUGGGCGCGGUGUUGGGUAGGACCUCGCCCACGCAGCUGCUGUUCCUAGUGCUGCUGGAGGUGCCCGUGUAUACCCUCAACGCCCACCUCUGCCUCAACGUGCUGGGCAUUGUCGACCACGGCGGUUCCAUCGUGAUCCACGCGUUUGGCGCCUUCUUCGGGUUGGGCUUCUCCAAGUUCGUGACACGCAGUGUGAUGCUGAUGCCGCACCCGAAGGUGUCCUCCAACGCCACCUCCGACACCUUCUCCAUGAUCGGUACUCUAUUCCUGUGGGUGUACUGGCCUUCCUUCAACGCCGUGCUGGUGGAGGGGGCGGCGGCGAAGAGCAGGGCUGUCCUCAACACUUACCUGGCCUUGCUCGGCUCCACCUUCUGCACCUUCGUCUUCUCCUCCUGGGUGCACGUAAGAGGCAAGUGGACGAUGACUCACGUGCAGAACGCCACACUGGCCGGGGGCGUGGGCGUGGGGGCUGUGGCGGGGCUCAUCCUCUACCCCUGGGGAGCGCUGCUGUUGGGGUGCAGCGUGGGAAUGCUCUCCACCCUCAGCUACAUCUACCUGCAGAGGCUGCUGGAGAUCAAGCUGGGCCUGCAGGACACGUGUGGCGUGUUGCACCUCCACGGCCUCCCGGGAAUCUUCUCCGCCUGUGUCUCCAUCGGUGCCGCGUCCUUCGCCUCCCUCACCACCUUCGGCAACGAACUCUUCCAGCAGUACCCGCUCAUGGCGCCCACCAACACCUCCACCCUGGCCGAGCUUGAACUACCGGUGGUCGUGGCGCCGGGCGAAGGACGCUCCGCCGUGCACCAAGCCUUGUUCCAGCUGCUGGCCACGGGCAUCACCCUCCUGCUGGCUGUGGUGGCGGGAGCGGUGUCUGGGUUCGUAGUGACGUUUCCUUCGUGUCAGCGCAUCACCCGUCCCCAGCAGUACAACGACGCCUUGUGGUGGGAGGCUGGGGACGAGGAGAGUGAGACCCCUGCCGCGGCCCCUGCCAUAGACGUGGAUUUCCCCAAGUUGUUCAGCGUGCAAGUGGCUCACGGAGAGGCGGGUCUGCGGCCAAGCAAUGCGAGGAAUGGAAUGUGACGCGGCGGGGGAGGUGGCGUGGCGGGGCAAGAGUGACGCGCAUCACAAGGCCACCACUUCGCCCCUGUAAUGCGUCAUCUCUUCCUGUUAUUGCCUUCGAUGAGGAAGCACGUGUGAGGAGGAGAGGAGGCGUCUUCGCUGGGCCGCGGUGCCAGACGCAAAACUCAGCGACUUCACCUCCACCACCGCGCUACCUGAGAUAACCUCACUCACAAACUGAUAUAAACACUAUUUACUGUCAUUGUACAUAGUCCAACCACGUAAUGAAGAGUGUAUCUGGUUUU